Molecule: messenger RNA, 2168 nt
Organism: Geodia barretti
Lineage: Eukaryota; Metazoa; Porifera; Demospongiae; Tetractinellida; Geodiidae
Source: the annotation of a GenBank genome assembly
UACCUAGCAACGAAGUUCGACAAGACGACGCCUUCUAGCCUUUCCAGCUUUUCGACGCCGCGGAGCUCCGGCGAGGAGCUCUCUUCUGUAGAAGAAACGGCCUGUGUGCUGCAGAAACGUCGGUGCUUAGGGCCGAGAGCUCCCAUGGGCUGUACGGUCAGCAAGUCGAGAGUCGUGGUGUCGUCGAUUCGAGAGCAACAACAGAGCAUGACGAGCAUAGCGCCUCCUGCCACCCAGUCUUCAGCCUCGAGUGUAGGCCUCCAGGACAGCCAGGAGGCCGAGCGAGUCUCGUCCUCCACGCCCAAAGGAGACGUGGCCGACUCUCUAACUAUCGUUCACUUCAACGACGUGUACGAAGUCCAAGAGCGAGAGAAAGAGCCUGUAGGUGGCGCUGCGCGCUUCAAAACGGCUGUAGACAACGUCGCAAGGAAGCAAAACCCGCUUGUCGUAUUCAGUGGGGACUGCCUAAACCCUUCCGCGUUGAGCGUGGCGACUGAAGGAAAACACAUGGUUCCAGUCCUCAACAGCCUGGGAGUCCACUUGGCCACCUACGGGAACCACGAAUUUGACUUUGGUGUGGAGCACCUGGUGGAGAUUGCCAACCAGACGGAGUUCCCGUGGCUCAUGGGCAACGUGAGAGACAGGCAGACUGGGAGACUACUGGCAGAGGGACAAGAGAGCCACGUACUUGACUGGGAUGGCAGAAAGAUUGGAUUCAUUGGGCUGGUGGAGAAAGAGUGGCUGGAGACUCUGGCUACUAUUGAACUGGAGGAACUGGAGUUCACUGACUAUGUGGAGUGCGCCCGACAACUUCUGCCCUCCCUCCAGGACCAGGGUUGUGAUCUAGUGGUGGCAGUGACUCACAUGAGGUGGCAUAACGACCGUCGUUUGGCCAGGGAGGUCCCCGAGAUAGACCUCAUUCUGGGAGGCCAUGAUCACGACUACCAGAGGGAAAUGGUCAACAAUACUCUAGUGAUAAAGAGUGGCUCAGAUUUCAGAGACUUUUCACAAAUCACAGUCAACUUCUCGAACUCCCGUCGACCAACGUUUGACGUAAUUAGGCACACAAUCACUAGGGGCAUCCCUCCCGAUCCUGGCAUGGCGGCAUUGGUGGCUAAUUACUGUGACAGCACGGAGGACAUAAUGAAGGAACCCAUUGGCAGUAUUGAGUGUGCUCUAGAGGGAAGGUUCAGUCGUAUCCGGACAGGGGAAACAAACCUGGGGAACUUGGUGACUGACAUCAUGAGGUCGUCCACUCGCUCUGAGAUUGCUCUCCUCAACUCGGGCACCUUCCGCUCCGACGCCCUGCACGAAGCUGGAGUAUUCAGGGUUAAAGUGAGCUCAAUAUGCAUAAUUAUGUCGUAGUAUGAUUCAAGGUGACAAUUUCGACGUGCAGCAAUAUUUAAUAUUCAGUAGUUUGUUAAUGAUGCAUAUUGAAAUUACAAAAAGUUGGUGUGCUCACAUACACAUGAUUUAUCUUUUCCUUGAUGUAAGGACCUAAUGACCAUUUUACCGUUGGUGGAUCCUUUGUGGAAGCUGGAGGUGAGCGGGGAGCAGCUGCUACUGGCCCUGGAGAAUGGAGUGUCGCAAUACCCCAGACUCGAGGGACGCUUCCCCCAGGUCUCCGGAGUAUCAUUCACCUUUGACCCCAGCCGGCCGAGCUUCAACCGGGUCUGCGAGAAGACUGUGUUGAUAAAUGAAGAACCUCUUGAGAGAGAAAGGACGUACACUCUUUGUACGAAGGAGUACAUAGCACGAGGCAAGGACGGUUACAGUGUUUUCAAGUCGGCCAAGAUUCUGAUGGACCACGAGGCUGGGAUCAUACUCAACUCUGAAGUGAGGAACUUUUUCCAGUCGUGUCGGCAGCUGAUACAGCAGAACCACCACCACCACCACUUUCUGCCUCGUGUCACCAGUCCUUUCAGGAUCAGCUCCAUUUCUUCAAGACCAAGAAUACACCCGCAAGUGGAGGGAAGAAUUACUCACACCAGCAGUGGAUGAACCCACCUCAUUCUCUCAGUCACCAUUAUCUUUUUUUUACAGCUAUAAUAUGCACCUCUCCAUCCCACCCACUUUCUCCACCAGUAACUCUGUGGUGUGUCAGUCUUUGUGAUGUCACUUAGUGUUUGAGUUAAAGUUAUUCAUAGUUCUCAGAAACCACAAGUGAA